Molecule: messenger RNA, 1204 nt
Organism: Anopheles merus
Lineage: Eukaryota; Metazoa; Arthropoda; Insecta; Diptera; Culicidae
Product: zinc finger protein 830
Exons: 2
Coding region: 172-1182 (336 amino acids)
Biological process (GO): mitotic DNA damage checkpoint signaling; nuclear DNA replication; mitotic DNA replication checkpoint signaling
Cellular component (GO): spliceosomal complex; nucleus
Molecular function (GO): nucleic acid binding; zinc ion binding
Source: RefSeq, a predicted model, not a curated record
GGAUCUUGAUUUUGCCCUUUGGAUUAUAAUGGAAGCUUCAAACAGUUGUACCUAACAUUACACUCUGUGCAUCCACUGUCAGGGCAUUAUUGGUAAAUAAACUGGACGGAAUAUUCUCUGUGAAGUUGAGCUUUGUUCUUCCCAUUUAUCGGCCCGUAAAAAGUUUCGAAAAUGUCUGCCGCUUUUAAGUUAUCCAAGAAGAAAUACUCUCAGCAAGAUCUGAGGCGUAUAAUGAGUGAAACAAAAGCUGCCAAACAGCAGCAGUCGGACAGCGAGUUGAAACGCGUCGAAUCUCCACUUGCAAAAUAUAACGAUGCCGGACAACUAAUGUGUGUUCUUUGUCGGUCGAUCGUUCGAUCCGCCGCGGUUUGGAAAGUCCACAUACACUCUAAGCAACACAAGGAAAACAAUGAGUUAGCAAAAAAGCUCAAGGAUAGUUCCGCAGUUGAUAGUGUGGAGCCGAGAAACGCUCCCAACGUGAAUCUGAAACGAACCGGCGGUCCAGACACGGGUGUUGAUACCGUACCUGUGAAAAAGAUUAAAGGAAUACUGAAGAAUUCCUCGCAGACGGGAGCAACACAAGACGCAUUACCACAUGACUUUUUCGAUGAUGCUGCUAAUUCAGCUAAUGUUCCCUCUUCUAUACGUAAGGAUCUUGUCAACAUAAAACUGCCAGAAAAGCAUCGUGGCCAGGUGGCAGAGCCGAUGGAACUUGAUCAUACGGAAAAAGAUGUUGGUGGAUCCUUAAUAAUGGUAGAUGAGGAAAAAUUACCAGAAGGAUUUUUUGACGAUCCGAAAAUGGAUGCGAAAGCACGUAAUCAGGAGUAUAAAGACCCGAACGAUGAAGAAUGGGAAAAAUUUCAGAAAGAAAUUAAGGAGGCAACAAACAUUUCCAUGGCCAUUAUCAGUGAGGAACAAGAGGAAUCCACCGCCGAAAGACAAAUAGCGGAGAUAGAUGAACAAAUACGCAACUGGUCUCGUGUGUUGGAUUUGGAAAAGAAGAAAGAACAAGUUAAGACCUUGAAAGGAGUUAAAGGCUCAGAAAUGUUUUUGAGUUCUGCUAAAAGGACGGGCCAACCCGCCCAAACAGCCAAUGGCAAUGAUCGUGAGGAGGAUGAUGAUGAUGCUGAUGAAGAGUUUGAUGAAUUUUUAGAUUGGAGAGCAAAGAAAUCGUACAAAUAGAUUUUCACAGUAUGUAUGUGAA